GUCAAGAAAUUAAUUUCCGUAGUAAAGCAAUCCGGAAAUUAAUUUCCGUAGUUAUUAAAUCAUGACGGCGCCGUCGGAGAUACCGUGGACCAUCGACCCGGAGAUGGAGAAGUACUUGAGCGAGCUGCCCUCCGGCUACCGGUUCCGGCCGACGGACGGGGAGCUAGUGGUGGAUUACCUGAGAAACAAGAUUCUUCAAGUACCCAUGCCUCCCAAUAGGAUUCGAACCUUCAAUAUCUACAAUUCUCACCCCUUUGAACUGUAUCAGAUGUACAGGACGAUGGCAAGGGAGAACGCGUGCUAUUUCUUCACGAAGAGGAAGAAAAAGUACCCUAAGGGGACAAGAACGGCCAGGACCGCCGGACAGGGGUUAUGGAAGUCGACCACCGUCGAACUGGCGGUGGUGGUGGGGGAAACCACCGUGGGUUAGAAGAGGUCGCUUGUGUACCACCAAGGACCGGCAGCCAAGAGUGUGAAAACCGACUGGUUGAUGCAAGAAUAUACGUUGAAUUAUAAUUCUCUUCCGACCCCUAUCACUAAAAGGGUAAGCAAUAAUUUCACCCUUUAAUUUGUUGAGCAUGUUACUGUUAAAUAUGUUAAGCAUAUUUAUUAUACUCCCUCCGUCCCUAAAUAGAUUACAAUGUUUUUUUCUCUCCUCUCGAUAACUUUUGUUUGUUUAAGCGAUUUUAUCAAGUAUUUGAUAAAAUUAAAUAUUCUUGUCACCU
Molecule: messenger RNA, 725 nt
Organism: Cuscuta campestris
Lineage: Eukaryota; Viridiplantae; Streptophyta; Magnoliopsida; Solanales; Convolvulaceae
Source: the annotation of a GenBank genome assembly